UCUCUCUCUAUGUUUUCUCUCUCUCUCUCAUCUUUAUCUUCUCAAUUUCCUCUCCAGUCAAUAAUUUUCUCUUUCAUUACAUCAGGUCUUCCAUUUUUGGGAAGAAAAAAGGGACUCGUAGAGCGGCGAUAACCAGACAAGGAGAUACCCUUUUGGCUGAUCUUGCAAACCCUUGAUUAGAUUUUGUGAUUAAAUGUUAAAACAGGCAGAUUAAGUGGAUAAAAAUCGUUUUUUUUCAUAGAAAAUACGGUCAGCUAUGGUCAGAGAUUUUGGCGGUGGUUCGUGAUUUUUCAACCAUGGAUAAGCUUUGAGCUUUAAAGUGAAGGGCCUUGAUGUUUGAAGGAGACGACAUGUAUGAAUGUCAUGCUAGAGUAGAUGGCAAGUUAGCGCAGAAAUUCAGAAGUUACUUUUCGCUGCUUCUUUUCUACCUUGUUGAUGGGGUUUGGCCCAGUGGCUCUUGACGGUGUAAUGAUAUAUCGGUAUAACAAUGUGUUACGAGAAAAAGGAAGUCGCAAAUGGAGUGGCCGCCACCAGGGGACAAGCAUUAGGUUCAUCUGAGGAAGAUGAGUCUCGGGUUGAUGAUACUGGCCAUAGAACUGCCAACAUGUCUGUUGACAUGUUGCAGAUACCGCACCAACAGCAACAACCACAAGCCUCGUCUAUACGGUGGGAGAGAUACCUUCCUGUCAGGUCACUUAAGGUUCUUCUAGUGGAGAACGAUGAUUCAACACGUCAAGUUGUCAGUGCCCUUCUACGGAAUUGCAGUUAUGAAGUUACUUCUGUUUCAAACGGUCUUCAAGCCUGGAGAAUGCUAGAAGAUGAGAAUAAUCACAUCGAUCUGGUCUUAACCGAGGUCGACAUGCCUAUACUUUCUGGAACAAGUCUUUUGUACAAGAUCAUGAGCCAUAAGACAUUCAAGAACAUCCCUGUCAUAAUGAUGUCAUCUCAUGAUUCUAUGAAUCUGGUCUUUAAAUGUUUGUCAAAGGGUGCGGUCGAUUUUCUCGUGAAACCCAUCAGAAAGAACGAACUGAAGAAUCUUUGGCAGCAUAUAUGGAGAAGAUGUCACAGUUCUAGUGGUAGCGGGAGCGAGAGUGGCACACAAACAAAAAAGUCGGUAAGGAUCGAAAGCAAUGAAGAGUCAGAAAAUGAUACCAGCAGCAGCAAUGAAGAUAAUGAACAUGAAAAUGGGAGUACUGAUCCGAGUAUCCGUGAUGGAAGCGAUGAUGGAAGUGGAACUCAGAGUUCGUGGACCAAAAAAGCUGUGGAUAUUGAUAGUACCCUUCAAGCAUCAGCUUCAUAUGAUUUACCUGAUGCACCCGAUAGCACCUGUGCUCAAGUGAUAGACGUGAAACCAGGAACUUACGGUAACGGGUGGGUACACAUAAGUGAACAGAAGGAGCUUGAAAAGCUGCAUGAACAACUAGAUGAUGUUGAAAUCAACAAGGACUUGCAAGCAGGAGCUUGUGAGGCUGGUGAUCCUGGGGCAAGCAAAAAGAAAGGUAAGGGCCACAAAUUGGAAAAACCCGAGAAUGAGAAUCUGACGGGAAAGUCCAGAGAACGCGAUGCAAAGCCUUUGGCUCAAGUUGUAGAGAGAAGCUAUGAUGAGACACUGAAUAAUCCUUCCGCUAACUCGCAAGUCAAAGGCAAAACAUCUUCGUCCAGCCCUGAAGCUUUGCCAUCACGAAAGCUAACUGUGACAAGGCCAAGAGAUGCUGUCCUGAGGCACUCAGAUCAGUCUGCAUUUUCAAAAUACAACACUGCCACUUCUGCUAACAAGGGUCCUAUGGGAAAUGUCGGAAGCUGCUCUCCGAAUGAUAGUUCUGUUGCGAAGAUGACGGGUUCUGGCUCAAGCAGCAACCCGUUGAAUCAGCAGUCUAACGGAAGCAGCGGUCACAACUAUAUCACGGGUUCUUCUGGAAAAUGUGCAAAUACGAAGCCAGAAGCAUUCAGGACAUUUCACUCUUCUGCCUUUCACCUCGUCCAGACCACUCGCUCUAUUCCUUCUCAGUCUCAUAAGAUAUCACCCGAGAAGACAGACGAUGCAAGAGGUAACAUGUCCAAUAUGUUGGACAGUACGGUUCUCAACUGCAGUGUUACAGGAAGCGCCUCGGGAAGCAAUCAUGGAAGCAAUAACGGUAACAGCGGCAGUGGAAUCGCUGGAAACACUGAAAACCCUAACGGUGAAAGUGAUAAUGCCACUGAUGGGAGUGGUAACAGACGGGCAACCCAACGGGAAGCUGCUAUAAUGAAGUUUCGCCAGAAACGAAAAGAACGAUGCUUUGAGAAGAGGGUAAGGUACCAUAGCAGAAAGAAACUGGCUGAGCAACGGCCUCGUGUCAAGGGUCAAUUUGUUCGCCGGAGUGAUUCCAAAUCGGGAAACGAUUGCCCGAACAGUGGCAUGGCGGCUGAAGACAGUUCUCACGACAGCGAUAGAUGACAGACAGAAAAGGCGAUCGCUGAUCGUUGCAUCUCAUAACCUGUGAUUCACUUCCAAGAUCCGAGGAACAAAAGGAACAAGAGAAAACGAUUCGAUUGUCUUUCAUCAACUGACUCUUUGGAAACAUGAACUGUGAUAGAAACCUAUUCUCAAAAGACUUCUCAGACACUGGGUUGUUUGGUUUUUCCCCCACUGACGGAUUUAUGUGUUCAAAAUGCGUUCUCCUUGUUUCUGUUAUUAUUGCAGUGUGUAAGAUACAGCGUCAGAAGAAAAACAUUUCAGACGAAAAGUCCCCAUCUGUUUUUCUUUCCUU
Messenger RNA from Tarenaya hassleriana, 2750 nucleotides. Its product is annotated as two-component response regulator-like APRR3. Gene Ontology annotation, molecular function: protein binding. Bases 488 to 2437 code for a protein of 649 amino acids. Lineage: Eukaryota; Viridiplantae; Streptophyta; Magnoliopsida; Brassicales; Cleomaceae. The record is from RefSeq and is a predicted model, not a curated record. Gene Ontology annotation, biological process: cytokinin-activated signaling pathway; phosphorelay signal transduction system. The transcript is spliced from 11 exons.